Messenger RNA from Doryrhamphus excisus (bluestripe pipefish), 2066 nucleotides. RefSeq lists its product as uncharacterized. NCBI's taxonomy places the organism in Eukaryota, Metazoa, Chordata, Actinopteri, Syngnathiformes, Syngnathidae. Gene Ontology annotation, molecular function: sequence-specific double-stranded DNA binding; DNA-binding transcription factor activity, RNA polymerase II-specific. Gene Ontology annotation, cellular component: nucleus. Gene Ontology annotation, biological process: central nervous system development; spinal cord motor neuron cell fate specification; regulation of DNA-templated transcription. The record is from RefSeq and is a predicted model, not a curated record.
UUUUAAAUAAGAUAAGAGAGAGGCUGAUUGGACAGAAUGGCCUCUUACGUGGAGAAGUCCAAAAACUUCCGCAUUGAGGCGCUACUGCAAGCUGAAGAUGGGGUGCGGAGACCGGACAGCAAUAGUGCCUCCCCUGAGGUGACCAACAUGGGCAGUCCCACCGACAGCCCACGCUCCGACACAUCCUUACCUCAGCGCAGUAAUGGUACCCAAGUCCAGCCAGGAAUGACAUGCAAUGCCUCCCUCUACAACUUGUCGCAGACAGGACUUGCUACAAUGCACGCCAGGGGAUUCCUGGGAGUGCACCCGAGGUCCAUGUACCCCCUGGCGACCAUUGGAGCCCAGCCACCGGCCUUCAUGUACCCUGGCUUCUCACAGCUGGUACAUCCGUACCAAGGGUAUCUGAAAGGGGGUAGCAUGGCCGGGGUGCACCCACUGGAUCCCUGGAUCAGAGCCGGGAUGAUGUUCCCAAGAGUUGGAGAGUAUGGAGCUCAAGCCCAAACAGGUUUGUUGGGGAAGUGUCGGAAGCCUAGAACCGCUUUCACCAGCCAGCAGCUUCUGGAACUUGAAAACCAAUUUAAGCUCAACAAGUACCUGUCCAGACCCAAGCGCUUUGAGGUGGCGACUUCACUUAUGCUGACAGAGACUCAGGUUAAGAUCUGGUUCCAGAACAGACGAAUGAAGUGGAAGAGAAGUCGUAAAUCCAAGGAGCAAGCAAACCCAUCAUCCCCACUGACCGACAGUGAAAAAGCUGACAGUGUCAAACUUCAGGUUGACUCUCAUAGCUCCAGCUUGGAGGAUGAAUAUGAGCAAGAGGAAGAUGAUGACGAUGAGGAGACAAGUGUGAUGCCAAGUUCUAAAGGCUCCCUUCUGAGGCAUGCAGGCGAUGGGAACUACAGCUGUUAUUUAGAAGAGGAGUUGGAGGAGGGAAGUUCAAGAAGAAGUGGGGUUUUUCGUUCGUUAUAAAUGUUUUUGUUUGUCUUCAUAUAACUGUUGACAGGACCAUGCACAAUGGAACAGAGUGCACAAACAUAUUAUUUAUUACAACCACAUUGCUGAGCACCCAAACUGGUAAAACUGGUUUUCUUGCACAUUAUAGGCCUGGGGGAAUUUAAUGGGACAUGGUCAUGAUGCUGGAUUUGAUACCGCUACUUUUAAAGGAGAAAUGCACUUUUUGGGGAAUUUCAUCAUUCAUUCAUCAUCAUUCACAAUCCUUGUGUGAAACAUGAACAGGUAUGUUUCCCUUUGAUGUGCAUUGUAGCGUGUGAUAACGAUUUAAUAUGAGCUAGCUAACAAUGAACAUCAUGGAAAAUACCUAUUUUGAAGCUAUCGCCAACAGUGUUUAUAUACAUUUACAUAACUGACUUGUAAAUUAACCAAGCUACAGCAAUAUUAUUAUUGUAGAAGCUAACGUGAAAUCUAGUGGACUAGCUAACCACUCAUCUCAGCGUCAUUCACAGAUGAAAGAGGGGAUACCUGGCUCUCCAUUUUGUUACAAAGACUCAACAAGAUGCUUGUUUACCAUCAGUAUUUUUUAAAUGAGGACAUCGUAACUGUAGUUGCUGUAUCUAUGCUGCUGUUGUUGACGGAACUAGCAUAAAUAUAUACUGUAUAUCAAUGCGCCCAGAAGAGAUUUUGGUAGUGUUUUAAAUCAAAAUAUGGCAAUGCAUCAUCACAGCAUGUAUAUCAAAAAAUGCAACGUUUUUAGAGGGCUUCAUAGUCUAAAUAGGUGUGUCCCAAUAACACACAUUGUUCGCUCGCUCAUAUUGACUCGUUUCACAGAAAAAGAAAAAAAUAUGUGUUCAUGUUUCACAUAAUGAUUGUAAAUGAUGGGCAAAUUCUCCAAAAAGUAUAGUUCCCCUUCAUGGUUAAAUGACUUGUAAUGAUUACAGUAGACAUCCGGGACAUCCACAUGCAUCCACAAGCUGGAUGUAUUGUAACAGCACCGCAGACAUUUUUAUCAUUAUGGUUAUCGUUGAUUCCUCUUUUGAUUUUGAUGCUUUAAUUAUACAUUGUACCAAAAUAUAAAAACAUUUAUACUUACUGUACAUACAUAGAACUAAUAA